Molecule: messenger RNA, 5114 nt
Organism: Eublepharis macularius
Lineage: Eukaryota; Metazoa; Chordata; Lepidosauria; Squamata; Eublepharidae
Exons: 21
Coding region: 25-4959 (1644 amino acids)
Source: RefSeq, a predicted model, not a curated record
CAAGAAGUGGAUAAAAAACCAGGCAUGCUCCCCAACUACACCAUUCUGGUUACUGUCACUCUGCACUGGUUCAUAACUUCUAGACGCAUUGCUGGCAAUGUUGCUAUUGCAGAUGCUUCAAUAAUUCCAGUUGGAGAUCCUAAUAUAGCAGUGGGGAAAAUAUCCUCACAGUCCAGUACUUUUGAAACAAAGGGAGAGUCCAAGAAGGCCAUAGAUGGGUCUUUGGCAAAUAGUUAUGCUAAUGGAGACUGCACCCUGACAAAGGAAGAGUUUGAGCCCUGGUGGAUGGUGGAUUUGAUUUCAGCAUUUCAGGUGUCUGCUGUGGUGAUCACCAACAGAGGAGACUGUUGUGAAACACGCAUAAAAGGAGCUGAGAUUCUGAUCGGGGAUUUGCCUGAGAAGGGAGGCACCAUGAAUCCUAGGUGUGCCACAAUCAGCAGCAUGGAUCUUGGAGAAACAGUGACCUUUAACUGUGCAGGGAUGCAAGGGCAGUAUGUGACCAUUACUAUCCCAGGGAGAAAAGAGUUCCUCUCACUCUGUGAAGUGCAAGUGCUUGGUCACCCGUGGCUUCACAUAGUUCAUGAUGGAGGGCGGAAUCCUGUCAGGGACAGUGAAACUGAUUUAGGUCUGCAGGGCAGAACACUGAGUUUUCUGAAUGAAUCAAAUGCUAGUUUUGUUGUCAUAUCGCCACUGCAACCUUUGAAUCUGAUGGAAUUCACACUCUGCAUGCGAGUAGCUGCAGAAUAUCUGGGUGAACGCAAAGUCAUUCUUUUCUCCUACCACUCUGCUAAUGAUGAACUGAGAAUCUUGCGUGAAUCAAGUGGCCAUUUUGGUUUACACAUGGGUGGGCGGAGUGUGAUGUUUGCACUCUCUGAUCUCAGCACUUUUGGGAGCCACUUGUGCGUGACUUGGGAAUCCACCUUUGGCCUUGUGACCUUUUGGAUAGAUGGAAAGCGGAGUAUCAGAAAAAUAUAUAAUGUAGGACACAUUCUUCAACCAGGGGGUACUGCCAUGCUUGGACAGGAUCAGAGUGCACAAUCCAUGCCUGAGAAGCAAAAUCGACGUUUUGUGGGAGAGAUAACAGAUCUCUACAUGUGGGACUAUGUACUGCAGUCUCGGGACAUUGAGAAUGUUUUCCAUAUGCGUGACUUUCCUAGGGGAAACAUCUUUGACUGGAAAAUCUUAUCAUACAAGAUAAAAGGGAAUGUGAGGGUGCUGCCUAAGGCCAGGGCGGAGAGGGCGGACCGUUUGCACGCUUCGCUUUGGCAACGUGCUAUGUCUGUUGUGGACCCUCCGGCGAAAGCACCUCCAUCUGCUGCGCCCGGAUCCACUCCUCGGCCGGCCGAAACCGUGAGCUCGAGGACCCCUCGCGCCUUACCUUCCCCGAGUCAUUCGGAGUCGAGACCGAGAGAUCGCUCGUCCUCCUCGGUUCGGAGCGCGUCGGAGCCAACACCAUCGGUUCCGAAGCUCCCUCGGAGCCGACCACCCUCGACUUCAUCUGCCGCACCAGCCUUGGAUCGAGCUGCGUCUCGGAGUCGGACACCUUCGGUGUCGAGACCGACGCCUCCACCGUCUCAGGGUGCGGUCGCUUCGGAGACAGCGGGAGAACCAUCCGCUCCGUCCGACUCUGACAAAAAGAAGAAGAAGAGAAAACAUUCUUCUAAGAGGGACAAGGCAGUUCUGGAGCAGUUACUCUCCUCUCCGUUGCCGACCGCUUCGGGUGCGCUUGGUUCCGACCCACCGGAGAAGAGGCGUAAGGAUCCCGACCCGGUUCCUGCCCUGGCGACCUCCUCUCAGGAAGACCCGGUUCCGAUGGAGAAGCCCCCGACCCCUACGGGACGUCCGCGAUCGACCUCCCAUGAAUCUGGAUCCAUCAGAUCGGGUCGAAGUUAUCGGAGUGGAUCGGACCGUCGAUACAGCCCGUACCCGACUCGGAGCCGAUCGAGGGAGCGAUACAGCAGUGGGGGCCGGGCGGCCUCGUACUAUCUGGAGGAUAGCCCACUCCGAUCAGACCGCUCUUUUCGGAGGGCCUCGAUUUCUCCUUCCUUUCGGAUCCGAUCCUAUGGCGACUCUCGUGGAACCCCCCACCUUUCGGAGGCCGGCUACCAUCAGGACCGACCGAGGAUUUAUGAGUCCCCUCUUUCGGAUUCACCUGAUGCUGAACUUGGCCCGGCGGAAGAACCUUCGCCGACGGACGACUUCAGGGCCUACAAUGAAUUGCUUCAGCGAAUGGCUAAGGCGCUGGAUUUGGAAACGACCUCUACGGAGUCGAAGUUUACUGAUAAGAAUUACCAGCAUAUCUACUCGGGCUCCACGCCUUCCGUAGCCUUUCCACUGAUUGACGGUUUUGUGGAGUUAUGGAAGAAGCUCAAUGUCAAGCCUGCUUCUAUCCCCGCCACUAACCGGAAAGUGGAAGGCCUUUAUCGCACGAAGGACGAGAACCAUCCCUUCUUGACGAUCCAUCCGCCUCCUUCCUCCUUGGUCACUGAAGAGAUGCAGGCGAGAGGCAAACAGGGUUCCAUGUCGGCUCCUACUGACAAGGACAGUAGAAAAAUCGAUACCCUGGGAAGAAAAUUGUAUACCUCUGCCGCAUUCGCCAUCAAAGUGGCUAACUAUGCGGCUAUGAUGUCGGCUUACCAGCUCUUCCUGUGGAAGAAAUGGUUCUGCAGCGAUUUGCGUGGCUCCGCACAACUGCUCUCCCGCCCGAGACGAGGAACAAAGUGGAGGACUUACCUUUUGAAGGGACGCUCCUUUUUUCUGAGAAGACGGAUGAGUAUCUGUCGAAAAAGAGAACGGAUCGUCUCACGGCACGGUCCUAUGGCGUUUUACACCAGGCUCCUCAACAUCCUGCGAGGCCUUAUUUCAGGUCUUCUCAUCGGGGCAGAUCAUAUCGCCUUACAUGUUUCACAAAAUAUGAUUCAUCUACAAAGAACCCUCUCCUUCAUGAGAUGGUCUCUCCCCCUGCUGCUUCUGGUCAUCCUGCCUGAACUGCAUGCUAGGAAAGCCCACAAUGUGGCCAUCAGAGGAAAUGCUUUACAAUCCAGCACCUUCAGCCCACUAGGAAUUGCUAGCCAUGCCAUUGAUGGGAUUACCACAGGUGAAUUUACAUCUGGAUCAUGCACCCACACAGACCUAGAAACCCACCCGUGGUGGAUAGUGGACCUGAAGUCAGAGUAUCGGAUAAACCUCAUAAAAGUCAGUAACCGGAAUGACUGUUGUGAGCAUCGGCUAGAUGGGGCUGAAAUCCGAAUUGGGAAUUCUCCAGAGGCAGGAGGCACCUUGAAUCCCAGAUGUGCUGUGAUUGAAUCGUUGGGUCUUGGAGAAACCCAGAGUUUUUACUGUCAAAAUAUGCAAGGAAAGUAUGUUACUGUUAACCAACCAAAUGGAGGAAUCCUCACACUGUGUGAAGUCCAAAUGUUUGGUCAUAAGGUAACUUCUACCACUGAGCCUAGGCCUGAACAGACUCAGCAUUCCAGACCACUGGCAAAUGGAGAACAAGUCGAAACCUCUGAACCCAAUGUUGCUCUUGACGGCAAGGCAUUUCAGUCCAGCACAUUCAACGCACUCGGAGAGCCUGAGAAUGCCAUUGAUGGAUCCUCAUCAGUCGACUAUAUGCUUGGGCAUUGCACCCAUACAGAGCUUGAAAUUAAUCCAUGGUGGACAGUGGAUUUGGGAUCAGUGUUCCAAGUUAACAAAGUUAGUGUUCUCAAUCGAGGAGACUGCUGUGAAGAUCGGAUAAAUGGGGCUGAAAUCCGAAUUGGGAACUCACCGGAAAAAGGAGGAAUUACAAAUCCAAGGUGUGCUACAGUCAGCUCUUUGGGUCCAGGAGAAAAAAUAAUUUUUGAUUGCGGAGAAGCGCAAGGACAGUAUGUAACUGUUACUAUCCCAGGCAUACAAUAUCUUACAGUGUGUGAAAUCCAAGUGUUUGGUGUGACGGUAAAUAGCUCUGUACUUUCCUCAGAUAUUGAACAAUGGAUAAAGCCAAGGAAACCUCCUAGACGACCAGGGCAAGUGACAAAAGGGGGCUUACUCUACUCAGUUGUCUAUAAUGCAGCCCUUGAUGGGAAGGCACUACAGUCCAGCACCUACAAUCAAUUAGGUGGCCCGGAAAAUGCCAUUGAUGGCUCUGAAUCAGCUAAUUAUUUACGUGGACAAUGCACGCACACACAGCUAGAAGAUAACCCGUGGUGGAUGGUGGACUUGAGGGCAGAGUUUAAGGUGUUUAGUGUACGUGUCACCAAUCGAGGAGACUGCUGUUCAGAACGCUUAGAUGGUGCUGAAAUCCGGAUUGGGAAGUCAAAAGAUCAAGGUGGCAUCACAAAUCCCAGGUGUGCCACGAUCACCUUGCUGGGUUCUGGAGAAACACAUAAGUUUAACUGUGAAGGAAUGAUAGGACGGUAUGUGACACUCACCAUCCCAGGUGAACAGAAAUAUCUCUCACUGUGUGAAGUCCAAGUGUUUGGUUUGAGGGUAACUCCUCCCAUCCCCAAUGUGGCCCUUGAAGGUACGGCUUCCCAAUCUAGCACCCUCAACAAACUAGGAUAUGCAGAGAAUGCCAUUGAUGGGUCAACAUCAGUUGAUUUUAUUCAUGGAUCAUGCACUCACACAAAGGAAGAGCUUAAUCCAUGGUGGACAGUAGACUUAAAGGCAGAGUUUCGUGUAUCCAGCGUGAGUCUCACCAAUCGAGAAGACUGUUGUGCUUGGCGGCUCAGUGGUGCUGAAAUUCGGAUUGGGAAUUCAUUGGAGGAAGGAGGCUCUACAAAUCCCAGAUGUGCGACAGUCACUUCAGUGGGUGCUGGAGAGACCCAGAAUUAUGAGUGUGGAGGAAUGCAAGGACAGUAUGUAACGAUUACCAUUCCAGGAGGUCAUUACCUCACGCUAUGUGAAGUCCAAGUGUUUGCUGUAAAGAUGGAUUCUUCUGAGAGGGAAAGAUCUCACCAUGAGAAAGAGGAAGCAUAACUGCAAAGAACAAACCCACAGAAUCCUCAAUCCUCCAAAGGACCUUAAAAAGAUAUAUUAACUGCACUGUGAACUGUAUCAAACGUAAUUUGCUGUUAUCAGAAACAAAUGUAAUACAACUAUCAAAAUGAAUAAAAUAAUGAUAUAACUGACAA